CGGCUGCUGGAGUGCGCAUGCGGGCGGCUCGCGCAGGCCCGGCAGUGGCAGCCGUCACUCCGGCCCCUUCUCUCCGCUGCCACGUACGGGCGGCGGCGGCGGCGGCGGCGGCCGUGCCCGGGCUCGGACGGGACGGGACGGGACGGGACGGGACGGGACGGAGCAGAGCAGAGCAGAGCAGGGGGCUCCACCGGCAGGAUCCGCGGAGGAGCCAGACUUCCAGUUUUCUGACACUGACAGUGCAUGGAGGCUUAUCCUAACUCUGUCCUGAAGUGAAGUGGGAAAUCUGUCUACUAAUCCAACAUCAGUGAGUCAGACAAGGUCUGCAGACAAUUAAGGAAUCCACCAUGAAUGGGCAGCUGGACUUAAGUGGGAAGCUGAUCAUCAAAGCUCAGCUUGGGGAAGAUAUUAGGAGAAUUCCUAUUCAUAAUGAAGAUAUCACCUAUGAUGAAUUGGUGCUGAUGAUGCAAAGAGUCUUUAGAGGAAAACUUCUGAGCAAUGAUGAAGUUACAAUAAAAUAUAAAGAUGAAGACGGAGAUCUUAUAACAAUUUUUGAUAGCUCAGAUCUUUCCUUUGCAAUUCAGUGCAGUAGGAUACUUAAACUGACAUUGUUUGUGAAUGGACAACCAAGACCCCUAGAAUCUAAUCAGGUGAAAUACCUGCGCCGAGAGCUGAUAGAACUUCGCAAUAAAGUCAAUCGUUUACUGGACUGUUUAGAACCACCAGCUGAACCAGGGCUUUCCACUAAUCUGCCUGAAAGUGAUGCUGUAGAUGGCAGGGAGGAAAAGGCUGCUGCUGCUGACUCUAAUGUUAAGCCAUCCACGCAAGUUAUAGCAGCGAGCAUGUCCGCAUUCGAUCCACUAAAGAACCAGGAUGAAAUCAGCAAGAAUGUCAUGUCAGCAUUUGGCUUGACAGAUGAUCAGGUGUCAGGACCACCCAGUGCCCCUGCAGAAGAGCGAUCAGGAACGCCAGACAGCAUCGCUUCCUCCUCUUCUGCAGCCCACCCUCCUGGUGUUCAGACACAGCAGUCACCGUACCCUGGCACGCAGCCCCAGACUGGUCAAGUGGAAGGUCAGAUGUACCAACAGUACCAGCAGCCCGGGUACGGGGCCCAGCCGCCGGCGGCGCAGGCGCAGCAGCAGUACGGGAUGCAGUACCCAGCAGGCUACAGCCAGCAGCAAACCCCCUCGCAGCAAGCCCAGCAGUUCCCGGCCUACAGCCAGCCGGCCGCCCCGGCCCCGGCCCCGGCCCCGGCCCCGGCCCCGGCCGCCGCCUUCCCGGGGCAGCCCCCGCAGCUGCCGGCGCCGCAGUACGCGGGGGGCAGCUACCCGCCGCAGCCCUACACCACGCAGGCCUCCCAGGCCGGGCCCUACAGCGGCCCCCCCGGCUCCCAGGCGGCUCCCGGCACCUUCCAGCCGCGGCCCGGCUUCACCCCCCCGCCCGGCAGCACCAUCACCCCCCCGCCCAGCGGGCCCAACCCCUACGCCCGCAGCCGGCCCCCCUUCGGCGCCCAGGGCUACACCCAGCCCGGACCCGGCUACCGGUAAGGGGGGGGCCCGCCGGGCACCCGCCGGCGGGGCUGCCCCCCCACGGACUCCGGGGUUGUUCAGCGGAGGUUCCGAACCCGAACCCGGAAUGAGGCAAAACCAGAGCUGUUGAUUAAACUCCGCGGGGGGGGGGGAGGGCAGCGACCCAACGGAUCUUUCCUGCUUUCAGUUGUAUCUGCUUCCUAGUUUAAGUUGGGGCUGGGGUGGUUUGGGGCAACGCUACCUAAAGGUCUGUAAAGUGACUCACUUUCGAGCUUGCCUUGUUUGGAGGGUGCGAGGACGGUAGUUGGAAGUUUAGCCCACUUCUCAGGCUUGUUUUUACUAAUACCAUGAUGUACUAAAUUAGAUUCGUUCUGGAGGUAAAACUAGAUACCGUGUAUUAUAAAUUGUAAUGCUCACAUGGAAAACUAAUAAAAACCCCUGAAUCUA
Molecule: messenger RNA, 1976 nt
Organism: Tyto alba (common barn owl)
Lineage: Eukaryota; Metazoa; Chordata; Aves; Strigiformes; Tytonidae
Gene: TFG
Product: trafficking from ER to golgi regulator
Exons: 9
Coding region: 348-1547 (399 amino acids)
Biological process (GO): endoplasmic reticulum to Golgi vesicle-mediated transport; COPII vesicle coat assembly
Cellular component (GO): endoplasmic reticulum exit site
Molecular function (GO): identical protein binding
Source: RefSeq, a predicted model, not a curated record